AUGGAGUUGAAGUUAAAAUUUCUUAAUUAUUGCUGUGGUAGUUCUGGUUCUGAUAGGAAUAAUUCUGAACUGGAGCAGCAGAGGACAAAAUCAGUUGUUUCUAAAAAGGUAGCACCUUCAAGACCAGCACCCCAAUCUGCCCCUGCAAUGGUUGCUUCUGGUUCCACUUCGGCUCCUCAAAAUCUUCAUGACUUCAUAUAUGUAUGUAUCUAUAUGUGUUUUUCUAACAAUUGUAAUCUUUCACGUGAAUUUUCACUAACUAAAACAAAUGGAUUUUUAUCAAAACCUAGUUUCACAGAGAAACUAACAAAUAUUGCUAGCAUUAAUUGGCACCGUGAGGCUGUCGGUCCGCUUACUGAAUAUACAAUAGCGACACGGAUUCAAACUGCAUUUAGGGGUUUUAAGGCAAGAAAGUUUUACUACAAUUCGAAACGACAAAUGUCGAAUACAUUAAGAAAUCUUCAAUCGUGGAACAGGAUACAAGCACAUAUAAGAACUAGCAGGCUUGCUAUGGUGGAAGAUAGCGGAAUCAAACAAAAGAAGAUUGAACAUCAGUUGAGGCAAAAUGCUAAGGGCCAUAAUCUCGAGGUGGAAUGGAAAGGCAGCCAUCAUAUGAUGACCGAGGCUCUUGCGCGCAAAAAACAAAGAGAAGAAGCUAUUAUAAAGUGUGAACGCACAAUGGCAUACGCCUUCUCUCAUCAAUGGAGUGCGCAUUCUAAUUCCAAUUUAGAUGCAAAUGGUUCCAAUCUCGCAACAUAUAAUUGGGGUUGA
Molecule: messenger RNA, 771 nt
Organism: Helianthus annuus (common sunflower)
Lineage: Eukaryota; Viridiplantae; Streptophyta; Magnoliopsida; Asterales; Asteraceae
Product: protein IQ-DOMAIN 1-like
Exons: 7
Coding region: 1-771 (256 amino acids)
Molecular function (GO): protein binding
Source: RefSeq, a predicted model, not a curated record